GAGUGACGCUCCCCUUCGACACGCUCGCUCUCUUCCUCCCUCGCUCUCUCUUCUUGCUUGCUCGCUUGCUGCACCACACUCGCUACGCAAUCACGACUGCGAGGCACACAGAAACUUUUCUGGACAACACACAGACGUAGAGGAGCAUAUCUGAAUACAUGCACACACAUCCACCUCCGCAUACACACACAUCUCUUGAGAAGCUUCCACAAGAGGAGGAGGAGGAGGAGGAGGAGGAGGAGGAGGAACGAGGGAGCAAGAAUUUGGCCUUCAAAGUGCUGGUAUGAGGACAGGUCUGCUUAUCGCAGCUCUAUGGCUGCUUCUGGUUUUCACCAUGACGGGCGCACAAAACGGGCGGGGAAAACCACGCCAGCCGGAUGGAGGAAUGCGACGGAUGAAGAGGAAACGGGACAGACUAGGUCAGGCUGGAGUCAGAUCGGGGCGCGCUAAACUCCUUCGUAGCCGAAGCAUUCCUAACAGUCCCCGCGUUCCGGCGCAGCCUGUCCAAAGGAACGUGGUCCUGCUAGAGUCCGACAGGGACAUACCGGAGCAACACUCCAGCGACUACGUUCUACCAGGGAAGCACGGCCAAUGCGUGUUCCAAGGCAUGACCAUGUUCAACCAAGCCGUGUGGUCUCCCACUCCGUGCGUCACGUGUCUAUGCGCGGGCGGGCGGGUGGUCUGCGACGAGCUGGCCUGCCCGCUGGCGCCCUGCCGCGGGCCGCUGGCGCCCGCCGCCGCCGGGGAGUGCUGCCCCGUCUGCAUGGACUCAGAUCCCGACCUCAGUCUUGAACUUUCUGGUGACUCCCCAGCGCCCCGUAACCGUGACGACCACCAUUCCAUCACCACCACCCCCCACCAGCUCAGCCAGGAGGAAAUCCAGCGCAUCCUCUGGCGAGAAGAGGAGGAGCACCUGGAGGAAGAGGAGCGAGUGAGGAAACGGGAGGAGGUAAAGAAGAGGAAGAGGAAGGAGCACGAGGAGAGGCAGAGGAGGAUAGAGGAGGAGAGGAGGAAGAUGGAGCAAGAGGAGAGGAGGAGGAAAAUGGAGGAGGAGAAGAGGAAGGAGGAGAAAGAAGCAUGGGAGAGAGAGAAAAAGCUGAGAGAGGAAAUACUGAAAGAAGAGGAAGAGGAGGAGGUGUGGUUGAGAGGAGAUGUCUUCCAAAUGCCCCCCAAAGAAGACGAAGAACCCGAGGAACCGGAUCUCCCCCCUGCUCCCAUCCCAGGACCUCCUGCUGCCGCAGAGGAUGAAGUGAAGGAAGAUGAAAAGGAGGAAGAGAAGGAGGUGGCGGCACAGGAAGGAGGUCUUCCCCCCGGCUGCGACCUCGCCGACGACACGCUGACUUGUGACAAUGCCAGACUGACGUACUUCCCUCCUCUCCUCAUGCCACACCUCAAAUCUCUGAGCCUGGAAGGCAACAACAUCAGCAGCAUCCCGGCGGCGGCCUUCAACGGCAUUCCCAACCUGGAAUGGAUCAACUUGAAGAAGAACAAAUUCACGUCCGCAGGGAUCGAUCAAAGAGCCUUUCAAAAUCUGAAGAUGCUACGGCGUCUGUACUUGGACGGGAACCUUCUGGAAGUGGUUCCCGCUGAUCUCCCACUGAGCCUGCAGGAGUUGAAAAUCAACGAGAAUCGACUGCAAAAGAUACACGGAAACACGUUUCAAGGUCUGGCUAGUUUGAUGAUUCUGGAGCUGGAAGCCAACCUUCUGAGCGAGGCCAACGUGGACCCCGAGGCCUUUGCGCCCCUGGUCCAGCUAUCCUACCUGCGACUAGGACGAAACCUCUUCCGAACAAUGCCACAGGGCCUCCCUCCCUUACUCCUGGAGUUGUACCUGGAGAACAACCUAAUUGAAGAAAUCCCAGCGGGCGUCUUCAACCACAGCAAAAACCUCAAUGUGCUUUCCCUCAGGCACAACAGGCUGGAAGAGACCAGGAUCGCCCCACUGGCCUGGAUCCACCACAGGAGUCUGGAGUCCCUAGACCUUUCCUACAAUAGGCUGCACCUGGUGCCGUCGUACCUGCCCAAGUCACUAGUUCACCUCGUGCUGGUGGGGAAUCGCAUUGAGAGGAUACCUGGCUUCGUCUUUGCCCACAUGGAUCCGGGACUGGAGUACCUGUACCUGUCCUACAACAAACUGGACGGUGAGGGCAUCGAACCCGAGUCCUUCUUCGGGUCUUACCACUCCAUGGUGGAGCUGUGUCUGGACCACAACCAGUUGCUCAGCAUGCCUUCGGGCAUCAACGAGAUGACUAACUUGCACUUCCUCAGACUCAACAACAACAAGAUCAGGAGCAUUCCCGACGAGGGCAUCUGCGAUCCGGAGCGCAGCGGCGAUUCUAUGUUGGUGGCCGUCAGGCUGGAGAAUAACUUGAUCGACCCGCUCAAGGUUUCCCCCUCAGCAUUCUCCUGUGUGCGCUCGUCGUCAGGCGUGGUCUUAAAACCCCAGAAAACCAAAUGACCCCAGCCAACAAACGUAUUUGCAACCGUUCGUUUUUUUUUUAAACUAGCGACCACACAUGUUGACUUUAAACCCUUCACUGUAAUUUGGGGAUUUCCGAUAAAAUUAUGUAAUUUUGGGUCACGAUGGAAAACUGUAGCAUCUUUCACACUGGUUGUCCAAGUCUAUUUUUCUUCCCAGUGUUGCCGGUUUGCAUGAAAGGUAUGGACACCGUGUGAAAGAUCAGGUAAAGGUUUGGCUUUCUGAGGUACCACCACAGGCGCAACAGAGGCAGAACAAUGGCUGGCUGUGUGAAACCUGGCACAGGGGUGAAGCCUGGGGAAUUUAACACCCGACACUCACCUUUAAUGCUCCACUGUCACUGUCAAAUAGUAUUUUGGCACUGUUACACUUAAUUUGCUUCUAGCGGUAGACUUUGCGUGAAAGGGACAAAUAUGAAUACAUAAUAAAUAUUUACAGAAAAUAUGUUCACAUUUAAGAAAAGGAACUUCAUCAAGGGGGAAAAUUAAAAAGUAGACCUCAAUUGACACGGCCUGUAUUGUAGGACGGUAGUGUGAAAACACCCAAAGUCGGUGACAUUUUCACACAGAACACAGCAAAGCAGGACACUGGCGCAGGGCUGUGUGAGGCUCCAAUUUUUACGUAAACUCUGCGUGAAAUGGGUUGUUGCCCUCGUAACACAAAUGCUGGCUACAAUUUGUGUAUGAACUUUGUGUGAAAUAGGCAAAAAUUUACCAAAUGAGCGGCACCAAGGGAGUUCAACUGUGUUGCUGGUGCGGGACUGUGUGCAGCUCCAAUUUGUUGCAUAAACUCAGUCAGACAGAGACUACCUUUAACACUGCACCAAAUGGGUAAGAAAAUUUUAACUAGCUGGGUUCUGUGUGAAAUAUGACCGCUUGGUCCAAUUUUCAGGUAAAUUAUGAAUGAGGGAAAAACAACCAAAGUCCGAUUCAAACAGAUGAAAGUUUGGCAGCGCGAAAGCAACACAGGUCAGUCGCUCCUUUCACACAGCCAUGAGUACCUGUUCUUUUUUGUUUUCUCCUCUCAAUUUUCACAUAGCUGUUGUCGCCUCGAUAAGACCUCACACCACUUGAUGAUGGUGCCAUUUGAACCAAACAGUGAAACAUGGGGGCAGGGGGGGGUGUGUGGGGAAUGCGUAAAACUCUUGAAUAAACAGCACGAAAGGGUCUACGUACUGCUGUUGAGCGGGGAUCACAGACCACACAUUUGCAGUGUAUUUUGUUGUCGACUUUUUUAAGUCCGAGGGAACUGCCAAAUAUUUUCCAAUAAACACAUUCAACAUUG
Hippocampus zosterae (dwarf seahorse) is the source of this 3763-nucleotide messenger RNA. RefSeq names its product extracellular matrix protein 2, female organ and adipocyte specific (gene ecm2). Gene Ontology annotation, cellular component: extracellular matrix. The transcript is spliced from 12 exons. The coding region runs from base 284 to 2458 and encodes 724 amino acids. NCBI's taxonomy places the organism in Eukaryota, Metazoa, Chordata, Actinopteri, Syngnathiformes, Syngnathidae. The record is from RefSeq and is a predicted model, not a curated record. Gene Ontology annotation, biological process: extracellular matrix organization; positive regulation of cell-substrate adhesion. Gene Ontology annotation, molecular function: collagen V binding; protein binding; heparin binding.